Corticium candelabrum is the source of this 1027-nucleotide messenger RNA. RefSeq names its product arylamine N-acetyltransferase, pineal gland isozyme NAT-10-like. The record is from RefSeq and is a predicted model, not a curated record. Gene Ontology annotation, molecular function: acetyltransferase activity. Bases 99 to 905 code for a protein of 268 amino acids. The transcript has 2 exons. Lineage: Eukaryota; Metazoa; Porifera; Homoscleromorpha; Homosclerophorida; Plakinidae.
AUACCUUAUCUGGAACAUAAAUUUUACAGGGAAACUAAGCGGAGCAAAAAUGGAACUCGAAAUUGUAUUCCCUCUCUAGAAGUUUCUAAGGAAAGAGUAUGAACGUCGACUCAUAUUUUCAGCGCAUUUCCUACUGUGGUAGCAGACUUCCAACUCUGGAUACUCUCAAAAGUUUGUCGAAAGCUCACAUUCUAACAGUUCCGUUCGAGAAUUUUGACGUCAUAACUAAAGAAAGCAUAAAGAUUGACGAAGAACUGCUCUACGACAAAAUUGUCAAUCGACGACGAGGCGGCUUUUGCUAUGAGCUCAAUGGCCUGUUUCGAUGGCUCUUGAAGAGUUUAGGAUACGAUGUUAUUUAUCUGGCAGGAAGAGUGUUAAACCGUCGAACCAAAGUGCUUGGUCCAGAGUUUGAUCACAUGAUCUUGUCUGUGGCUAUUCCAGAUCGUCAGGACGAACGCUAUCUGGUUGAUGUCGGACUCCCUAUUUGUGGCGGUUGCCCUCUAUUGAUUGUAGAUGGUGCUGUGGACCGACAGGGUGACCUGGACAUUCGACUGAGAGUCGGAUCAUUGGAUACUUGGUUUCUGGAGAUGAAAGGAAUAGGGUUGUCAUCAGAGUGGACUCUGAGAUAUCAAUUUACGUUACACCCUUGGCAGAUAUCUGAUUAUACGAGUAUGUGUUUGUAUCAUCAAACGAAUCCUAAAGCUCCUUUCACUCAGACACGUUUUGCGAUGAUUGCCUUGAAAGAUGGCGGCAGAGUGGUAUUUACAGACGAAGGUGAGAAGGGUCCGAGACUUGUGGAGACCAACUGGAAUCCUACCGAAAAUCAGAUUGUCAAAACAGAGACGCUGUUAGAGGGACAUCAGGUGACCAAAAUGCUGAAAUGUCAGUUUGGGUUAGAUGUCUAGUUGCAAUUUCUGGCUGGACUGAAUGAAACGGUUGAUAUAUGAUUCAAACACUAUGUAUGACGAAUCAUAAUUCAUAAUCGUAUUGGCAAGAUUCAUCAUUUACAGUGAUUUUUUACUUUCUG